GACGGAGCGGCUCCGUGCCGCGCUUCCGGCUGCGCCGCAUUGCUCCGGGCGCUGCAGUGUACGCAGUUUCCAUGGGGACUGAACAUGGCGCCGCGAGGUGAGACUCUGGAGAUAAAAGAUUGUCCUCAACCCCUCUGGAAGUCCUGUUCUUUCUGAAUGGUUGGUACUAUGCUACCUAUUUCCUGCUGGAGCUCCUUAUUUUCCUGUACAAAGGUCUCUUGCUGCCAUACCCAACAGCCAACCUAGUCCUGGAUGUGGUGAUGCUGCUUCUUUAUCUUGGCAUUGAAGUGAUACGAUUGUUUUUUGGUACAAAGGGAAACCUGUGUCAGCGAAAGAUGCCCCUUGGCAUUAGUGUGGCCUUGACCUUCCCGUCUGCCAUGAUGGCCUCCUAUUACCUGCUGCUGCAGACCUAUGUGCUCCGCCUAGAAGCUAUCAUGAACAGUGUCUUGCUCUUCUUUUGUGGCUCGGAGCUGCUGCUGGAGGUACUCACGCUGGCCACCUUCUCCAGUAUGGACAGGAUCUGAAGUACAAGAAUUCCAGCUGGUAGUUCAUGACAACACAUAUCCGUCUGGUACUUCAGCCACACUUGUGAAAAGUGGUCGGUCGAGCUGACCUGGGAAAGGUUUGUGUGGUUUUUCCUCAGCACAGACAUUUGGGCACUAAGCACCUAUCUGAGGCCAGUGGCACCAUCUUUAAAGCGGAAUCAUCAGCAGGAGACUCUUUCCUUUUGUAGGAAGGGGCAAGGCUGUCCUCAUCUUGGUGUUUCUAACAGCUUCCUAAUGACCUCAAGUUCUCUUCCAUGGUCAUUGUGGCUCCUUGUGUGGACCAUGUAGUUUUGUUGGGCUUCCAGCAGAACUUAAGCCACAGCAACCCAUACACGUACCAGAUCUGUCCUACAUGACCAUGGAAAGCCUCAUAAUGGUGGGCUCUUGGGCUGAUUCCAAUGUGUGUUCUCCAUGCUGUCCCCUACUCCCACCGCCCCCAAUCCUGCUCAAAGAGAUGGUGAUCCAGGACCCAUUUAGUAGUUCAUAGUAGUAUUUUUCUAUUCUGAUCAUGAAGCAAACACAAAUUUUUUUAAUAAAAAGUAUUUUCUGGUA
Molecule: messenger RNA, 1097 nt
Organism: Mastomys coucha (southern multimammate mouse)
Lineage: Eukaryota; Metazoa; Chordata; Mammalia; Rodentia; Muridae
Gene: Tmem216
Product: transmembrane protein 216
Exons: 5
Coding region: 261-524 (87 amino acids)
Biological process (GO): non-motile cilium assembly
Cellular component (GO): ciliary transition zone
Source: RefSeq, a predicted model, not a curated record